UGAAUGCAAGUUCCUGUUUCCUGCUUUGCAAGAUGGGUGGUUUUCCGGCGAAGUUGGUUUUAGUUUUAGUAGCUGUAUAUCUUCUUCUCGGACUUUUACCUGAAACUUCUGCUUUACUUCAUCAUGCCGAAGAUGGUGAGAAGAGUGUAUGGCAUGUUGACUGUAGACAUGGCUUGAUGAAGAUACAUGGAAGAAAACAAGGUAGCUUUGGAUGUCAAAAUGGCAUCGUCAAAAAGGAAAUAGUGCCAACUCGCAGCCUAAGAGUAAUGGUGACAUCAAGAGCGCCACCUUCACCAGUUAAAAACAAAGCAACAUCACAGAAUGCUGCUGCUGCACCUCCUUCAUCCAUUGCUUGAAGGCUAACUAUGUUAAUGUAUUCUGUGGACGCUUAUCAUUUCCUAUGAUGUUUUUGUUUUAUGUUGUUGCCUCACCAGCAUGUCCAUUUAGCUUUGAGGUCUUUCUGCAAUAAGCUAGCUAGUAGAAUCUAUGUGUAAAUCAAUCUGUUGAACAUAUUCUGCAGUAUAUAUAAAUCCAUUACUCUCUGCAUUUCCCAA
Molecule: messenger RNA, 554 nt
Organism: Fragaria vesca subsp. vesca
Lineage: Eukaryota; Viridiplantae; Streptophyta; Magnoliopsida; Rosales; Rosaceae
Exons: 2
Coding region: 33-356 (107 amino acids)
Source: RefSeq, a predicted model, not a curated record